Phytomonas sp. Hart1 is the source of this 295-nucleotide messenger RNA. Lineage: Eukaryota; Euglenozoa; Kinetoplastea; Trypanosomatida; Trypanosomatidae. The record is from the annotation of a GenBank genome assembly.
CCCCAUUCGUGUCGUGGUUGAUGCCGUAUCGAAGGGUGCUCCGCGUGAGGAUUCGACCCGUGUGGGCUCCGGUGGUGUGGUGCGUCGCCAGGCUGUGGACGUGUCGCCGAUGCGUCGCGUGGACGAGGCCAUCUACCAGAUGUGUAAAGGUGCCCGCAAUGCAGCCUUCCGCAACCUCAAGACCCUCCCUGAGUGCCUCGCUGAUGAGAUUGUGAACGCUUCGAAGGGUAGCUCAAACUCGUAUGCCAUCAAGAAGAAGGAUGAGGUGGAGCGUGUGGCCAAGGGUAACCGAUAA